Molecule: messenger RNA, 742 nt
Organism: Penaeus monodon (black tiger shrimp)
Lineage: Eukaryota; Metazoa; Arthropoda; Malacostraca; Decapoda; Penaeidae
Source: RefSeq, a predicted model, not a curated record
UUGGUGGCGGGUGUGUCGUUUUGCGGUGCUCAAAUUAACAACAUGCAAUCAAUGGCACUGUUCUUGCUGGCUCUGGCGUCGGGUGCUAUGGCCGUCGACCCCGGCCUUUCCGCCUCUCCUUGGGUUGACACCUCGAUGUGCCCUCCCGCCGACACCCUGAUGGUGUGCCAGCUGAAGAAGGGCCAGUGCUCCCCCCUGAACGCAGUGUUCUCCCCCAAGGGCGGCCCCGUCAAGGCCAUCACCGACUGCGCCAACACCACCGGCGUCGUCCUCGGCCCGCAGUUCUUCAUGAGCAUUGGUCUAGCCUUUGUCACUGGGAAGCCAGAAAGCCUGCCUGACAUGAUUUCCACUGACGCCGCCUCGCAGACAGCCAUCCGCCGCUGUUCUCUCAACGCCACUGGCCUGCUCGGCAACGGCACGACACUCAACCGCACUCCAUGAGCCCCCCUUCCACCGUAAGAACAGCGACCAUAGGCAUUCCACCGAACACGGGUUCCCCUUACUCCAUGCAAACGCCGCCUGCAGCAGCGCCCUUUGCCUGGCCUGGACCUGCCGUGAGGACUCUCUCCUUCACCGGCGUUCCUGGGGCGAUGGCUCAGGUUCCGACGCUCUAAACAAAGGCCUUGUUUUCCUUGUCAUUAAUGGUGUGAAGGUGGUAAGCAUGCGCCGUGCUGGGAUUCACAUUCAUAAGUAAAAUACAUCUCACGCUUCGAGUCAAACUGUAAUCCUCAUCAAAUGAUAA